AUGGAGACAAACAACAGCGACAGCAGCAACAUCAACUCUCAACCACAGCCAGAUAAUCUCAUGGAAACGAAUAGUAGUAAGAAGAGAAAGCGUUCCAAAGACAUCCCGUCCCACACACGGAUCCUGGCUGCCUGUGACGCCUGUCGCGUUAGCAAGACGCGGUGCGACUCUGUUCGCCCAACAUGUGCAAAGUGCGCUGAGCGCGGCCUGUCCUGCAAAUAUCCUGAUAAAGACCCCUUCUCAAUAUUCGAAACAUGGGGCAAGAAGAUCCUCGGCGCGGUGGAAGAACAAGGUCGGCUCCUAGCUGCUCUCGCAGAGGGCGGUCGCAAUGGCCUCCACCAGCAGCGUCCCGACCAGCUGGCUCGGCUGCUGGAUAUGGACGGCGAGAACCUGGAGACCAUGUCGCGAAAAGACACCCCUUGGACCCCGAUCACGGGCUCUGAUAUGAUUCUGGGUUGGUCCGUAUUCCCGCAGGAAAGACCAGUCAGCACGUUUCCGGCGACGGAAUUCGCCGAGAAACCGAAACCUUCUGAUCUUGAGGUGUCGAACCCGUCUCCAGAGCGCAUGUUUGAGCUGCGGGACAUUUACAUGAGCAAGAUACAGGGAAAGAACCCUAUUGUCGAUGCAGACCAGCUGGAUGUUCACAUCGCAUACGUUCUAGAAAAUGGCUUUGGUUGGACAGCUACCUCGUGUCUAGUACUCUUGGUAUUUGCUUUGGCAGCUGCUUGGGGCAAUUAUCCCGAUGAUGAGCGCCGACACGUAGAGACUCACGAACAGCUGGAUAUCUAUCCCAGACAUCGGGUGACCAUGGCUGUGCCGGACCAUCGGAUGAGGGAGUCACUGAUGUACAUUGCAAUGGCGCAGAAACGAAUGUCGACGGCUUAUCUGGACGAUUCACUGCUCGGCGUAAACGGCGUCUAUGAUGUGGGAAGCGUACAAUCUGAAGCAUUCCGAUGGGAAAACGCAACGGCCAAAGCAAGAAGAGACGAGGUACGCCAUGAGCUGAACGGUCUCCCGCCAUGCACCCUGCAAGAGUCAUCGUUUCCCUAUGCUCUUCCUACGUUUCCUACCAUUGAGAGUUUUGGACAGAGCCGCGUGGACGCACGUCACGAUGCGUCCACGGUGCAUUCUACGACGCUCUCAUACUAUUACUACCUUGCCGAGAUAUCCUUGCGGCGGCUGCUCAACCGUACGCGCAGCGCCGCUACCGUUCUCUCACCUACCAUAGACUCCUUAACGGCCGCCCGAUUGGCCGAGACGAUGCAGAAACUCGAGGGCCAACUGCAGCAGUGGCUGGACUGCCUGCCACUAGCCCUAAGGUUCCAUAUUCCGCCUGACUCGCACCCUUCGCCAGAAGAGCCCGAGCUGGUCAAGCUGAUGCGCGAAAGAUAUGCCGAGGUACGCGAGCUGCUGUGCCGGGCGUACUUGUACAUGUGUCUGCAUGGUGGGAUGCGCCUGACGCGCUCACAGGCGGAGACAUUCGGCGCGCAGGCUUCUCUCGGUUUACGGCUGAGCGUCUACCGGAUCCAGACCGAAAAUCCCUUUUUCCGACACCCAGGGUCGUGGGGAGCGUGCCGGGUGCGUUUUAACCACGCCCUGUGCCUAAUGGCGGCCUACCGGGGCAAGCAGGCGGGCGUUGAGUCUGCGGCGCACGUCUUGGUUCCUCCAAUGUGGAGAGAGUGCGUCGACACUGUCCAGGAGAGGCUGGAGACAUGGGCUGACCAGGGAGGGGGCAUUCGAGAACUGGCUGUGCUGCUCGACUGGCUUAAGAAGCUGUGA
This is a messenger RNA of Trichoderma reesei QM6a, 1779 nucleotides long. RefSeq lists its product as uncharacterized. Gene Ontology annotation, biological process: regulation of DNA-templated transcription. Bases 1 to 1779 code for a protein of 592 amino acids. Gene Ontology annotation, molecular function: zinc ion binding; DNA-binding transcription factor activity, RNA polymerase II-specific. The transcript is spliced from 5 exons. NCBI's taxonomy places the organism in Eukaryota, Fungi, Ascomycota, Sordariomycetes, Hypocreales, Hypocreaceae. The record is from RefSeq and is a predicted model, not a curated record.